This is a messenger RNA of Coffea eugenioides, 862 nucleotides long. Its product is annotated as DPH4 homolog. Gene Ontology annotation, molecular function: metal ion binding. Gene Ontology annotation, cellular component: nucleus; cytosol. Lineage: Eukaryota; Viridiplantae; Streptophyta; Magnoliopsida; Gentianales; Rubiaceae. Bases 232 to 780 code for a protein of 182 amino acids. Gene Ontology annotation, biological process: protein histidyl modification to diphthamide; tRNA wobble uridine modification. The transcript is spliced from 2 exons. The record is from RefSeq and is a predicted model, not a curated record.
CGCCGUCGUUUGGUGACGACCACGUUUUUGUAUUACCCCUUUCGGUGCGUGUGCCCCCUCCGAAAAGCGCAAGAGCCGCCUCCUGCCCUGGACCUCCGUUUUCUCUCUAACUAACGUUGAUUAUAAUCCCAUCCCUUCCCUAAUCCGGAAGCGUGGAAAUCUAGACACCUUCCUUCGGCUUGUACAUCUUGAAAUCCGGUGAAUUUCUAUUCUAGUAGCAUUAAGUCAAACAUGAUCAUCAGUGGGAACUUGAUCGAGCGAACCUACUACGAAAUCCUUGGUUUGAAAGAAGAUGCAACCUAUGAACAGAUCCGGUCAAGCUAUCGCUCUUCCAUCCUUAGUUCUCAUCCUGAUAAACUGCUAAAGGAACGUGAAAAACUGAAUCCUGAGCACAAGUCUGGUGACAGAUUCAUGGAGUUACAGCGAGCUUGGGAAACCCUCAGCAACCCAAGGUCUCGUGCCAUUUAUGACAGUGAACUGCAUACUUUGAGGCAGGAUGCAGUGACUUCUGAAGAUGUUAGCUUGGAGGAUCUUACAGUUGAAGAAGCUGAUGAUAGUUUAGAGCUUUCUUAUAGUUGCAGGUGUGGUGAUUACUUUGUAAUUGAUUCUUCAGAGUUGACAGAGAUUGGCUAUCCAUUGUCAAGAAACGGGAAUACAAUCACUUUACACACAACAAAAUCUUCGCAAGCAUCUAUUAUUCUUCCCUGUGGAUCUUGCUCUCUUAAAAUCCGUUUGUUGAUCAAUUCAGAUGUUAAGCUUCACAUUGAUGGUCAUUCAUGAGUAGUGAAUUUCGUUAUGUUAUUCCUUUCACUAAGGAAUGCAGUUUUGCCUUCUGAUUGAAAGUAGGUCACUUUGAAAGGUU